CUAGACUCGAGAUAAGCUCACUGGAGAAAUUGAAUGCUGCCAUCAUCAUAUCAGUUGGAAGUUCAUACGUCAUACCUAUUUUUAAUAAAUAAUUUAAAAGUAAAUACAAGUGAGGAUUGGGGAAUGACAUGAAUCUUUAUUCUCAUUGCUUCUCAGAAUUUUGAAGUCAAUGGAGCAAAGACACCCACUUUCCACCUCCAAUUGUAUCAAAGGCUACGUUCGUUUUUUUUUUUAUUUCUUUGGUUACUGAUUUUCUGCAGUUGUCUUUUUCCGUAACUUCUCUGCAUGGGUGGUUUCCCACGACUUUCUUUUUCCAUUGUUUUUCCUGCGAAAAUGUUGGAAUUUGGAUUUUCCUGAAGCUCUUAUACCCUCUUUACGGAUAAGAAACAAAAAAAGAUACAGCAUUAAGAGAAAACAUCCAAACCGAAUAUGGCCUCUGGUAGUGAGAGUAAUGCCCCUCUUUUGAACAAGGAGGCAGAGAAAAAGCCAAAUGAUGACCAGGCUGCCAAUGAUCCCCUGACAGACCUUGAGCGUGGAGAUGCAGAUCAGGCAGCAAAAGUGGGAUUUUUCAGAGUAUUUUUCUUGGCAAAGCCUUAUGCUGGGAAGCUAAUUAUUGCCACCAUCGCACUUCUGAUAGAAUCUACAUCACGUGUUAUGAUUCCAAAAUAUUGUGGAAUAAUAAUAGACAUUGUAUCAAGAGAUAUAAGGACUCCUGAACAACAAUCUGAAGCCUUGGUUGCUGUCAAGAAUGCUGUACUAGAUAUUGUGAUGAUAGUUGUAUUAGGUUCUCUGUGUUCAGCACUUGAGGAAUGGUUGUUUGCUUCUGUUAGUGAAAGGAUUGUAGCUCGUUUGAGAAAGGACUUAUUCAGUCAUCUCAUUAAUCAGGAAAUUGCCUUCUUUGAUGUUACUAAAACGGGGGAACUCCUAAGCAGACUAUCUGAAGACUCCCAGAUCAUAAAGAAUGUGGCAACUUCCAAUCUCUCUUCAGCUCUUACAAGCAUAACAACUGCUGCUAUCACCCUUAGCUUCAUGUUCUCAUCAUCAUGGAAGUUAACAUUGUUGGCUUUGGCUGUAGUGCCAGUCAUUUCAGUUGCUGCACGUAAAUUUGGUUACCAUCUUCGCGAACUUUCAAAUACAACUCAAGCUGCAGCUGCAGAAGCUUCCUCAAUGGCACAGGAAUCUUUUGGGGCCAUUCGGACAGUGAGAUCUUUUGCUCAAGAAGGUUAUGCAAUUUCAAGUUACUCAGAAAAAGUUGAUCAUACCCUCAAGCUUGGACUUAGACAAGCUAAAUUAGUUGCUCUAUUUUAUGGAGGUCUAGAUGCAGCAUCCACAUUGUCUCUUAUUACAGUGAUGGUUUAUGGAGCUAUCUUAACAAUAGCACGCUCAAUUACUACUGGCUCACUUACAUCCUUUAUUCUGUAUUGCUUCACAGUUCGAUCCUCAGUAUCCUCACUAGCAGGACUAUAUACAGCUGGAAUGAAAGCUGCAGGUGCAAGUAGGAGAGUUUUUCAGCUGCUAGAUCGUGUCUCAACCAUGCCGAUAUCAGGGAAUGAGUGCCCCUUAGGGAAUCCAGAUGGAGAUGUGGAAUUAGAUGAUAUCUGGUUUGCAUAUCCUUCUCGGCCCAGUCACAUGAUACUCAAGGGAAUAACUUUGAAACUGAGGCCUGGUUCAAAAGUUGCCCUUGUUGGUCCAAGUGGUGGUGGAAAAACAACAAUUGCUGGCCUAAUUGAGAGGUUUUACGACCCUCUCAAGGGAAAGAUUUUGCUAAAUGGGGUUCCUCUAGUGGAAAUAUCACACAAGUAUCUACACAAGAAGAUAAGUAUAGUGAGCCAGGAGCCUGUACUUUUCAAUUGCUCUGUGGAAGAGAACAUUGCCUACGGGUUCGAUGGCAAAGCAAGCAGUUCAGAAAUAGAACAUGCAGCUAAAAUGGCUAAUGCCCAUGAUUUCAUAGAAAAUUUUCCUGAAAAAUAUCGAACUGUUGUUGGAGAGCGUGGGUUGAGACUCUCAGGAGGCCAGAAACAAAGGAUUGCAAUUGCGAGGGCACUCCUGAUGGACCCAAGAGUUUUGCUAUUAGACGAAGCCACCAGCGCUCUGGAUGCCGAGAGUGAAUACCUUGUUCAGGAUGCAAUGGAGUCUCUGAUGAGGGGCAGGACAGUUCUGGUAAUAGCACACAGGCUUUCAACCGUAAAAAGUGCAGACACAGUUGCUGUAAUAUCUGAUGGUCGAAUAGCAGAAAGUGGCAACCAUGAGGAGCUUCUCAGCAAGAAUGGUAUUUACACUGGCCUCGUCAAAAGGCAACUCCAAGGACCUUCAACCCCCAACUAGUUAUAUUAGGUGGACUGAAAUCUUCGUUUGUAAAUGAUUCCUCUGCUUGAAUGAUUAGUAAUGUGAAACAAUGUUCCAAACCUGUCAUCCCUUUAGACUAUUCUUUACACCCCACAAUACAACAGACAAAUUGUCUUGGAUGCCACAA
Vitis vinifera (wine grape) is the source of this 2473-nucleotide messenger RNA. Its product is annotated as ABC transporter B family member 27. Gene Ontology annotation, biological process: transmembrane transport. The transcript is spliced from 17 exons. The coding region runs from base 430 to 2325 and encodes 631 amino acids. The record is from RefSeq and is a predicted model, not a curated record. NCBI's taxonomy places the organism in Eukaryota, Viridiplantae, Streptophyta, Magnoliopsida, Vitales, Vitaceae. Gene Ontology annotation, cellular component: membrane. Gene Ontology annotation, molecular function: ATP hydrolysis activity; ABC-type oligopeptide transporter activity; ATP binding.